Molecule: messenger RNA, 3876 nt
Organism: Spodoptera litura
Lineage: Eukaryota; Metazoa; Arthropoda; Insecta; Lepidoptera; Noctuidae
Gene: Sb
Product: serine proteinase stubble
Biological process (GO): proteolysis
Molecular function (GO): serine-type endopeptidase activity
Source: RefSeq, a predicted model, not a curated record
CAGCCACAUCGCACGCACGCGUCGCCGCACUCCCGCGCAACACAUCGCGAACACUCGUCGCGCAUCAAGUGCUACCGUAAACUAAAUACAUCUGUGAUAGUGACAUGGUUUUGUGCUUUAAUUGGAUUCUGUGACGGUGAUACGGACCGGUGUGUGUGAGUGCAGCUGCAAGAGCGGUGAUGCGCCGCGAGCGCCGGCGAUCGACACAUGCAUGCCGCCCGCGCACCCGGUGUGGUUGUGAUGACAUGGUGGUGGGCGCUGGCGCUGCUAGCGCUGUCUGCGCCCGCCCGCCCCGCGCCUCGGGCGGGCAACGGUGAGCAAUUUUACAGUUACCAAAUGUCACGCAAAUCGUGCGUGGCGGGUGGCGCGCGCGGCGCGUGCAUGUGGGUGCAGGAGUGCAACAGAGUCGGGGGAACACAUGCAGGAGUAUGCGUCGACGGGUUCAUGUUCGGCUCCUGCUGUCGGCUGCCAGACAAACCUGUGCAUGUGGAAGAACCUGCACCUCCAGUCACAGUCACUGAAAAGACGUAUACAACGCCAUCUAGUACGGCACACACUACAACACAAACGCCAGAGACAUCAACGCAAACCAUCUCGCGGCCGAACUGGCAAACUCAGCGGCCGUCGUUCAUGACCAAACCGAUAGAUGGGGCACCCACGUCUUACAGCUACCGGCCGCCAGAAAUAAACUUACCUUCAUUAGGAAAUUUAGAUUCAAGUAGCGAACAAAAUAGUGAUAUAGUUAAUAAAAUACCUUAUAACAGUGUAAAUAAAUACCAAAAUGUAAAUAGGCCGAACAGUGAAGCGGAAACUAGUCCCCACAAUAAGAUUUCGUCUAGUCUUAGCAUAUUAUCUGGAGCGCGGCCGAUGGCCGUGUCGGAGCAACAUGCUGAUAACAGCAUCAACUCAGGUCAAUACAUAUCAAGACCUAGCAACCUGAACACGAUCCACUGGCAGGCGACUACAGAGCCAACAUUCAUCACGAAGCCUCGACCUUCCUGGGAGAAGCCAGCGGGCAAGCCGAAGCCGACGAAGAAGUUCACUACCACGACGAGCAAACCACAUAAGAACUAUAUCAAACCGAAGGAUCCAGCGUCCAAUAUGAUUAACAGGACCGAAGAGUCUACAUCAUCACCGAUUCAGACAACGGCUGCUACUAACACUGUUGAAUGUGGUCUAACAGCAAUGUGGCCACGUCCAGAGUCGAGGAUCAUGGGUGGUAAAGACUCCAGCUUCGGUCGCUGGCCGUGGCAGGUGUCUGUGAGAAGAACCUCCUACUUCGGCUUCUCAUCCACGCACCGAUGUGGAGGUGCCAUUAUCAACGAGGGCUGGAUCGCCACUGCUGGCCAUUGUGUUGAUGAUCUCCUGACAUCACAAAUAAGGAUCAGAGUUGGCGAAUAUGACUUCUCAUCCGUGUCAGAAGAAUACCCAUUCGUAGAGAGCGGUGUAGCAAGAAAAGCAGUACAUCCAAAAUAUAAUUACUAUACUUAUGAGUAUGAUUUGGCUCUGGUGAAGCUGGAGGCUCCAGUUCAGUUUGCUCCUCAUAUAUCUCCUAUAUGUCUACCAGCGACAGAUGACCUGUUAGUAGGAGAGAAUGCUACUGUCACUGGAUGGGGAAGAUUGUCUGAAGGUGGUGUACUGCCGUCGGUUCUUCAAGAGGUGCAAGUACCCAUAGUAUCGAACGAGCGAUGUAAGUCAAUGUUCCUGAGAGCUGGCAGACACGAGUUCAUUCCAGACAUCUUUCUAUGUGCCGGCCACGAGAGGGGUGGCCAUGACUCCUGCCAGGGAGAUUCUGGGGGACCUUUGCAGGUCAAAGGCAAAGAUCAAAAAUAUUUCCUAGCUGGAAUCAUCAGUUGGGGUAUCGGAUGUGGCGAAGCGAACUUACCCGGAGUUUGCACCAGGAUAUCCAAGUUCGUUCCAUGGAUUCUUCAGACGGUCAAUUCUUAAACCAAAGCACUCGGUGCUCUAAAGUGGAAGGUGGAAUAAAGUGACAAAGUGAUGAACAGUGAAACAAAGACACGAAACGAAUUUGUGACAAGUGCAGAAUAAGUUACCUUCAAAAAUGUUGAUUGGAUUCAACGUUUUCUGAGGCGUUUAAUUAGGAAUAUCUCGCCAGGAGCUUGCAGAACUCGUGGUGGCGAGAUUCUGCAUCAACACCUUCACCGGAGCUCCAACAUGGUGAUAUUUUUAAGCUUCACAAUAAACGCCCUGAUGACUGCUUUGAGGUUGUACAACUCAUCAUGUGUACAUGAUGACGGUGAUCUUACUGCAUAUUCAAUGAUUUUGGAAACAGCAGAAGUGUGGAAUGUGUUAAACUCCAAUUAUGCACGUUCUAAGCUGAAAUUUACUUAGGGAGCGACCAAACGCAGGUAAUACGACGUUCCGUGAUGUGCCUUAGGCAAAUUGGAAUGGUAAAUGUUGGCAUUCUGUGUCGAAGUAGCUAUUCCUGCUUUUACGUCUAAAUGCUCAUUUGGUUUGUAGGCAUAAGUGAAUCAACAUCAGCUUCAUGAAUAUUUAUUAGUACUUUAUUGUGUACGAUUUAUUGACUUUUUUUUUCAAAUAUUGUUGUUUUAUUUUUUGGAAAUGACUUAUCGCAGAACUUUGAACAAGAAAUGUGUCUGCAUAUUUAGAGACAGUGAGAUCACCAUCAUCUAUGUACGACUACUUCGCCUUAUGCACUUGAAACAAUUCUAUGUAAAUACAAUCAAUUUUAAGAUCAUUUUUAUCUUUAUUAGUUUAAUUUAACCUAAGGCUCUGUAUGCUCAAAUGUGUAAAUAUACGUAUGUAUCUUGCCGUUUAAUUAAGGUUGUACUAAUAAUACAGUAUUAUUUACUUUCCCCAGCAUUUGCAAUGGAAUAACACGUUUUGUAAAUAUUACCCGUAUUUGUUCCAGUUCCUUAGAAACCAGAAUGUAUGUACAAUUCGAUGAUGGAGUGGGAUGUUUUGUGGAUAUUAUGGUGAUGAUAAUAAACAAUAUUAACUGCCUCAUAUAUUAACUCUUAUCUUCUUUGAGGUUUUACCAACUUGUACCAACCAAAUCAACCAAAGUCUUGAUUUCCUGGUCAUUAUUUUACUGACUUUUCGUUAACCUCUUCUAAAAUCAAACAACCCCUUAACUAAGAUAGACUUAACAUCGUUUUUGUUUGCACCAACCUAUAAGUGACACCUUACCGUACAAAUAAGGUGUUGGUGCUACGUCACGUUAAGUGACUUUUAGUUAAGGGACAGUUAUUGACAAUUGUGAUUAAGACACUGUUUAUUUAACUGACGUAUAUUUUGAUGCAUUUCGAGUAAUUAAAGAAUCGUCAAAUUAUCAGUCAGUAAGAGUGGCAGAAACGUAAUCAGACGUCAUGAAACUUAAUUAGAAAUUCACGCUAUUGGUUCUCGAAUGAACAGAUUUGUCUUCAGUACUUAAGUAAAAUGGAAUUCGAGAUACUUAUUGUAGUUUUAUGUUAACUUGUCACCAUAACUAUAAUCUCAGACUUUUAUCUUGACUUAAGCGUAAUUUUACUAUCAAUUUUUAUGUGCAACACACAUUUACGGCAAUACUAAUAAAGUGGUUUUGUAAAUACUUUCGAAAACAUUCUCACUUCGUACUCCAUCAUCUAAUUGUACAAUAACUUGGAAUUUGACACUUUUAUACGUAUAAUAGUUAUGAUAAAUAUAUUUUUGUAAAUUGAUAUUGAUUAACUUGUUAUAAACAAAGUGGACGAAUGUGAAUAUUACCAAAUCGCGCAUUGUUGUACUGCAUUUAGUAAAUGUCGACGCUCCAGUGAUGUUCGUUUCAUUUAGUUUGACUAUUGCGAUUUUAUUAAAUGAUAGUUUAUGAUGCCGUUGAUUGUUUUCACAAUAAUAUUAUUGUUAAUAAUUAUUAAA